GACGACCAGAGCGGAGGUAUGACCUCCAUCAAGGAAAUCACCGACAGGAUCAUGGAUCUGGUCAGCAAGAGGAACGGCAACAGCAGCAUCAUCAGGGCCAUCGCAGAGGUCCGCGUGCAGAGACUACAGAGCCGCAACCCCAAUGACUUCAUGGUGCCCCUGCUGGUCACCAUGGCGAUUGUCAUCUGGGUGUUGGCAGUUGUUUCAAUGUUGCAAUGGUGCUUGAAAAGGUGGAGGAAGCAGAGCGUCCACACUGGGGUCUGCACCCAGGCCUCAUCAUCUUUGGCAGCCACAGUGGAGGAAAACAACACCCUCCACAACAGCGUCAGCGGUGCCCGCGACCAGCUCAACCACAUCAGGAACCUCAUUGAGAAAAACCCACCAAACCACCAUCACCACCUCCACAAGGACAAGAACUCUGUCAAUGCCAAGAUCAGGAAGUCAGACACCGGGAGCCAAUCAAACGAUGAGGAGGUGGAUAAGAGGCUGCAGAAGGCAAGGUUCCCCGGAGCGCCACCAGCAUACUCACUGGUAGACUGGGACGAACGCCCCCUCAAUCUUCCAACAGACAAACUCUGGAUCCACAAACAGGACAACAGGCAGCUGCAGUCACAGAGCGUCAGCAGGGCGGAGUUUAUCGUUUAACUAACCAAUCUGAAACUUGAAUAACUGACAGCUAACUCUUUGAUCUUUUUCUUCUAUAGAAUUUCAGUGGAUUGAAGACUUUGGAUUUUCUAUUUAUGUGUUGACACUGGUCUGAACGCUCCACCGUGGUUGGCAGGAUCUCUGACAGAACGCUUCAUGUGCACCAUCACUUUCAUUCACAUACGCAUUUGAAUGUGACCUGAGGAAAUUAUUUAUUUUGUGCUUUCUUAAAGAGAAGUCUGUGUGUCAGCAGUCACUGCUGAUAUGAAGAAUUAUUGUAGAAUGUUUUUGUAUACAUGUGUAAAUAAUUUCUUAUUGAUCAAUAUGUAUUUUAGAUUUAAUUGUCAAGAGUCUACAGAGAUUUCUUUUUAAUUUAUCUGUUCUGAGUUGGCAGCUUUGUAAACUGAAGACUUUGAUAUUUCUACUUUUGGAAACACCCAAAAUGUUCUUGAAAGAAUUGUUUAUUUUUAUCCGUUUGGAUUUGGGCAAUUUUGUGCCUCAGUUUAAAUGUUUUAUACAUUUGUCUGUUUGAUACUGUGUAGUUGGUAUGUUUCCCAGGGUCAUGUGUUGUAUUUUAUGUGACUGGAGGCGGGGGAUAUACAUGCAGGGUCUUUGUAUACAAACCAACAUUGUGGUAGAUGUUUUGCUCUGCUACUGAAAGAAUUACAGAGUUUUUUGUAAUAAUUUGUAUUGUUUGAACAGUGUAAAAUAAAAGAACAGGCUUUAAGUCCUGUUUCCGUGUGUUUGCUAUAACGGGAUCAAACCUGCUUGACAGAAUUACUGCAGAGAAGUCAUGUGACAUGCUGCCUGUUGAUUGGAGAACACGGCUGUGAAACCAUCUUUGAUUUUAGUCGUCAGCUCCUUUACUUUUCACCAGUUUUAUUUUGGACCUUGGAAAAUUGGUCUUUGUGUUUGUUUCUGGCAUCAAUGUGUUUUUUUAAUUUAAAAUUAUGAUGAAACUAAAUCUUGUUUAUUCUAAAGAAAAAUUCCGAAUUACUGAACAAUCCACAAUCUGAAGGAUUUAGAGCAACACAUAGAUUGAUGUUGGGCAAAGGCUUUGGUUUGAUGCAGACUCCUUAACUAACGUGGGAGUUCAUCAAAGAGGCCACCAGUUGUUUGACAGCCAUCCCCAGCCCUUCAUCUCGCUGUCGUCUGCAGAAAUGUGUUUAUAAAAGGACCCAAGCUCAGCACAACCGUCCCUCACAGAUAUACCACGUUAAGUUUUCCCUGACUUGUAGACUUUGGUCAUAACAGACCAGAAACAAAUGUUCUAGUGUGGUCGACUCACAGCUUUUAUAGGGACGAAGCAGCAUUUAGCUUCUAUGCUCACAGCUGUGAAACAGAC
This is a messenger RNA of Paralichthys olivaceus (Japanese flounder), 1990 nucleotides long. The record is from RefSeq and is a predicted model, not a curated record. NCBI's taxonomy places the organism in Eukaryota, Metazoa, Chordata, Actinopteri, Pleuronectiformes, Paralichthyidae.